Molecule: messenger RNA, 807 nt
Organism: Exophiala spinifera
Lineage: Eukaryota; Fungi; Ascomycota; Eurotiomycetes; Chaetothyriales; Herpotrichiellaceae
Product: YjeF family domain-containing protein
Exons: 4
Coding region: 1-807 (268 amino acids)
Cellular component (GO): mitochondrion
Molecular function (GO): NAD(P)HX epimerase activity
Source: RefSeq, a predicted model, not a curated record
AUGGCGUUGAAGACACUCGGACCAAAACCGGCCGCCGAGCUGGACAAGGAACUCAUGAGCGAAGAAGGAGGAUUUUCAAUCGACCAGCUAAUGGAACUUGCUGGGCUCAGUGUCUCACAAGCUGGCAAGUAUACUCAUGAAACUCCCUUUCUCUCACCACGCCACUUUUCCAGGCAAUGGACCUGGCUAGUAUAUAAAGUUCAUCCACCCUCCAAAGGUAAAAACAUUCUCAUAGCAUGUGGACCAGGGAAUAAUGGCGGCGAUGGACUCGUCUGUGCUCGUCAUCUCUACCACUACGGCUACACGCCGACAAUCUACUACCCGAAACCGACCAACGCUCCCAUUUUCACUGGUCUCCAAAAACAGCUUCGCCACCUACACAUCCCCUUCCUCGCUACGCCGGAGGACUUCACCGCCACUCUCAAAUCGACAGACCUGAUCAUCGAUGCCCUGUUCGGAUUCAGCUUCCACCCUCCUGUCCGCGCGCCCUUCGACACCAUCCUCACAGCCGUCAUCGACUCCCCUACCCCCGUACUGUCCGUCGACAUCCCUUCGAGCUGGGAUGUUGCGGGCGGUCCGCCGCCGGAAAAAGACCUCGUGGGCCACAAUUUCAUGCCAGAGUACCUUGUCAGCUUGACGGCCGCGAAGCCCUGCGUCAAACAUUACAAAGGCCAGCGGCAUUUUAUUGGGGGGCGGUUCCUAAGUCAGGACGUUGCGAAAAAGUACGGUCUGGACGUGCCGGACUACAAGGGUGUGGAUCAGAUUGCAGAGGUCCCUGUCGAUAUCAAGGUUGAGGAGAAGUUGUAA